Messenger RNA from Alternaria incomplexa, 894 nucleotides. RefSeq names its product 18S rRNA maturation protein (gene EFG1). Bases 1 to 894 code for a protein of 297 amino acids. Gene Ontology annotation, biological process: maturation of SSU-rRNA from tricistronic rRNA transcript (SSU-rRNA, 5.8S rRNA, LSU-rRNA). Gene Ontology annotation, cellular component: preribosome, small subunit precursor; nucleolus. Lineage: Eukaryota; Fungi; Ascomycota; Dothideomycetes; Pleosporales; Pleosporaceae. The transcript is spliced from 2 exons. The record is from RefSeq and is a predicted model, not a curated record.
AUGUCGCAAAAGCGCAAGCAUGCCGACGCGGCCGAGUCGUCGUCCUCUGCGCCCAAACCGUUCAAGAAACACCGCGCCUUCAAACCCGGCCAGAGCCAUCCCAAGUCGAAGAAACGGCCGCACGUUUCGAGCGACAUCGACAAGAGCACUAGCACCAACGCGCUCAAGAGCCGGAUACGAGACUUGAAGCGACUGCUUGCGCACGUCGACAAUGUAGGCGAUCACAAGAUGUCCGCGGGCAACAGGGUGGAGAGGGAGAGGGAGCUCGAAGCCUGUCAGCAUGAGUUGCAAGAGAAGCUAGAGAGUAGCCGAGAGGCCGAAUAUAGGAAGAAGAUGAUUGGAAAGUACCAUCACAUAAGAUUCUUCGAUCGUCAAAAGGGCACAAGGAUACUGAAGAAGUUGAAGAAAGAACACGAGGCCGAGGAAGACGAGGCGAAGAAGGAAGACCUAGCGCGAAAGGUGCACAACGUUGAAGUCGAUGUCAACUACGCCAUUUACUACCCGCUCAUGAAACCCUACGCAUCUCUAUACCCAAAGUCGAAGAAGGACAAGGCCUCCGAUUCCGACGAAGCAGCGGACGAGGAUACCGACGACAAAGCGAAUCGCGAGGUCGACGGGCCAAAAGGCGACUUGGACAUGUGGAAAGCUGUGGAGGAGGCUAUGGCAGAAGGCACAUUGGACGCGCUGAGGAAUAGCAAGGAGGCUAUGCCCGCUGCUGUGCCCAAGAAGGAACCGAAAAAGAAGGCACAGCCGCAAGUGCAACAACCAGUCAAGGUCAAAGAGAAAAAGGUGGAAGAGAAGUUGGCAGCAGCCAAGAACCGUCGCGAGAGGAGAGCACUCGGUGUGCAGGCCCAAGAAGAGGCAGAGGAGAGCGACGGUGGUUUCUUCGAGUAG